Molecule: messenger RNA, 942 nt
Organism: Thyridium curvatum
Lineage: Eukaryota; Fungi; Ascomycota; Sordariomycetes; Thyridiales; Thyridiaceae
Exons: 1
Coding region: 1-942 (313 amino acids)
Source: RefSeq, a predicted model, not a curated record
AUGACUUCCACCCAGCAAGAUCACAUCGUUCUUCUUGUCGAUAAUCACUUCUUUGAAAACCUGCCUGCCUGGGUUACCGACAACUUCACCGUCACCCCGGGAGGCUACCACACCGGCCAGCCGUCUCGCAACAAACUGAUCAUCUUCGCUGAUGGAACCUACCUCGAGAUCUUCAACUGGUAUGACACACCGCCGUCUCUUGACGAUGAAAACCUCCCGAUGAGAUGCUGGGGCCCCAAGUCCCCCGGACUCAUCGACUUCGCCAUCACCGACAUGACCCACUCCGCCGAGGAGUCGGUGGGCGCGGUCAACGGCCGCCUGUCCGAUGGCCCCGAGAAAGACGCCGGCCUCGGCGUCAAAUACGGCCAGCCGAUCGCGGGAUCGCGCAAGAAGGCCGGCGGCGCGGAGAUCAAGUGGAAGGUCACGCGGCCAGAGUUCUCCCGGGCCGACAAGACGCCCGACCCGGAGUUCUUUGCCAAUGGCAGGAUCGACGUUCCCUUCUUCUGCCACGAUGUCACGCCGCGCGCCGACCGGGUCCCAAGCCAGGACGAGCAGAAGACGACGCACCCCUGCGGCGCCACCGGCAUCGCGGCCUGCGACAUCCUCGUGCCCGAAGACUUGGUGGCCGAGUACGCUCGUCUCUAUUCCAGCAUCCUCGGCUCCGAGCCCGUUGCUAGCGGCCGAAACUUGUAUACCCUCGACGUGGGCGUGCCCCAGGGGUCUUCCCGUUCGACGGUGGCGGUGCGCGCUGCCGAGACCAAUCAGUAUCUCGACCGUAUGCAAGAGAGGGGCAUUGGCUUUUCCGAUCUCGUCAUCGCCGUCAAUUCCGACGGCCCCGGCGGCGAGGCCAGGCACCCGCUGGGCCCUACGGGGAUCGAAUCCACAAUCUGGCUGGAGACGACAAAGGAGCAGCCUGCAGAGGAGCAGACCACAGAGGAGUAG